AUGGCCACACAACAAUCGGAAUUAAGUAAGGAUUCUUUCGUUUCCGUUGUUACCGGAAAUAACAACGGCGGCUCUCCUCAGCACGAGACAAGAUAUUAUUCUUCUAAAAGGGCUAGGGAAAUACAGUUGGAGGAAGGAAUUACCACUGCAUACCGUUCGGGUGCUCUCCCUCCGCCAUCGUAUUCCACAAACGGAGCGUUUAAUAAUGGUACCCUUCUUUCGGACUCCGCUGCUACUGCCUCACUUGAAUAUUUGAAUCUAAAAUCUGUUGGAACAAAGACGCCACCUGCUUCUAACGGCGACCAUCUUUCUUCAUAUCCUUCAUCCUUCCGUCGUAGUCGCGCAGAUACAUUACCAUCUUCAUUGACACGACCAAGUAGCCUUAAUCAAUCCACUUCUUCCUUGUCUAUGACUUCACCUAUCGGGUCUUCUACUUCUCAAAGUCUUCUCAGUACACCCAAGUCUAAUUCCCGCCUCCGCUCUGGAUCUCUUACAUUACCAUCAUCAUCCCUUUCCGCUGCCUUUGGACCAUCUAUUUUUACCACCGGAUGGACCGAUCAUCGUAAUGAAACACCACCCACUCCCCCUAUGCAAACCCCAACAACGGGGGAUUUGCUUCGUGGUGACGAAAAUAAUACAGUUGGUAAAACAUUAGAUUAUUUAGGCUUAGAUGAUCAUGAACACGGAAGUGUUUCAAAGCUCUCCUCGAAUUCUACAAGUCUUCCUCAAAUUAAGGUGGAAAUGAAGACUCCAACUACUCCCACCUACCAUUCAUCCAGUGGUUCAAUAUCUGCGUUACCUUCUCUUCGUAGAGAUGCCAAUCGAAUUCGUUCAUACUCUGUAUCCGCAACUGCGAAAUAUGAUGAUCCACCACCAACUACUUCGGUUACCACAAAUAAUCUUUUUCCCCCUGGUGCACCUGCUGUUCAACAAUUCCAUCAAACGCAUUCCAGGCCUCGAGCUAUAAGUUUAGGCAUAUUGGAUUUGCCCAACGAUAUUUUGAUGAUGCGACAAGGGAGAAAUGGUCAGAUGUAUAGUGAUUUAGCGGAACCUACACCAGCGUCUACCAAUCCCCCUCGAUCUCUUGGAGGUGAACAGUUAUUGGGAAUGAUGCUAGUGGAUGCGAUGGAAGGAAAGAAGAAACAUAUGGAUGAUGACUAUUUAUUAGUAGACCACGAAGAUCAGCACACGCGUUCUGGUAUAUCAAGCCCUCGUGAUCAUACCCCAGACCAUUCGCAACAAAGUACUCCUCCUCCACAGACUCCAACUCGAUCAUUAUGGAUUGGUAAUAUUGAUACAAACCUUAGUAAUCAAGAUCUGAUGCAGCUUUUUUCACCCUACGGGUCAAUCGAAAGUUUGAGGCUCCUUCCUGACAAAGAGUGUGGGUUCGUCAACUUUGUUCGGGUUGAAGACGCUGUCAAGGCGAAGGAUGACAUAAUGAAUAGAAUGGGUGGUCGUGUUGGAAAUUGUAUUGUCCGUGUUGGUUACGGCAAGGCGGAUGCUCUUAACAGCCAUGAUCUCUCUCCAUCUUUACAGACUCAACUACAACCAACACGGGCUCUUUGGGUCGGUAAUAUUCCUACAUCAACCACACCCCAAGCAUUACAAACCAUUUUUGCUCCUUAUGGUCCCAUCGAAUCUGCUAGGAUUUUGCCUCAUAAAAAUUGCGGGUUUAUUAAUUUCGAGAGACUUGAUGAUGCUGUGAAAGCCAAAAAAGCCUUGCACGGUAAAGAAGUUCUUGGAAGUCCUGUGAGAAUUGGAUUUGCAAAGGUGCAACCUAAACCUUCACCUACAUCAACUCCUGAGCCUGGAUCUCCUUCUAACCGCCAUAUCCGCAACCUUUCAGCGUCAUCAUCUUCUUCUAAUAAUCAGAAUGCUGGUCAAUGGAACGGACAGGUAGAAAACUAUCAUAAUAACAUGGUGAGAAUGAUGAUGGCGGGUGCGGCAAAUGCAGUAAAUUCAGCUAAUUCAACUAAUGGUCUGAGCGAAAGGCAGCUAAUUAUGCGUGAGUUAAGUGGUGAAGAUGAUACUGAUGUGGAUGAUAUAUAUGAAAACAAGACUCCGACGACAUAUUACACUUCUAUUCCUCCUGUUGGAGACCCAAAUCCAAAUCGUAAACCAGAUGCUUCGAGAUUACGAGAAAUUCGCAAACGCCUUGAUAGUGGUCAUUGUCUUCCAAAAGAAGUAGAAUCCAUUGCUAUUGAAAUUAUGGAUGAAUGUGUAGAGUUAUCAAGCGACUAUAUUGGAAACACCGUGAUCCAGAAGUUAUUUGAACGAUGCAACGAAAAUACAAAGCAGAAGAUGUUGGAAAAAAUUGCUCCCCAUCUAGCGACCAUAGGCAUUCAUAAGAACGGAACUUGGGCAGUUCAAAAGAUCAUUGAUUGCGCAAAAACUCCCGCUCAAAUGCAACUAAUCACAUCCAGCGUUAAGCCAUAUACACCACCGCUUCUUCUCGAUCAAUUUGGAAACUACGUUGUUCAAUGUUGCUUGCGCCUUGGACCUCAAAGAAAUCAAUUCAUCUUUGAUGCAAUGGUUGAUAGAUGUUGGGAAAUUGCGCAGGGUCGAUUCGGAGCACGUGCUAUGAGGGCUUGUCUGGAAAGCCAGCAUGUAACAAAGACACAACAGAAACAAGUUGCCAUUGCUGUUGUCAUGAAUGCUUUUCCACUAUCCACCAACCCAAAUGGUGCUUUGCUAUUGACAUGGUUACUUGAUACCUCUUCGUUCCCGGGUCGUUAUCGAGUUCUUGCACCACGACUUGCACCACACUUGGCACAUUUGUGUACCCAUAAACUUGCUUCUUUGACCGUCCUCAAAAUUAUCAAUCAAAGACAAGAACCUGACGCUCGCGACUUGACGAUAGAUUCGUUGUUCUUUUCUUCUAAUGAUCAAGUAUUGGAAGAUGUAUUGAGUGAUCAGGUUCAUGGAGUGGGAGUCGUACAAAAAGUCUUGGCUAGUCCAUAUGUUGAUCAAAGUGAAAAGCAGAGAUUAGCAGAAAAAGUUAAAGUCGUUUUAGGCAAAUUAAAAGUUCAACAAGUUCAAGGUUACAAACGUUUGAUGGAGGAAUUAGGAAUGGUUGGUGAUCCAUCUGUUGGAGGUACAUCAUUAAAUUCUGGCCCUUCGCCGGUUGGAAUUUCCCCACAAGGAAUGUUUACUACUCCCCUACCACCGGAUUUUGCUGCCGCCGCUGCGUACUAUGCUGCUGCAUUUGCAAGUCAACAAAUUCAACAAGCCGCAGUAAGUACACCAACAUCAGAGAAUAAUAAUGAACAGGUAGGAUCUCAAGCAACAGGGCAACCAUCUUCUAAUGAAGGUUCGUCUUCAAAUUCGGGUGCGUCGGUUUCCACAUCGACUUCGUCGACAACAUAUCCACAACCGGCUCCGAUAUUUAUGAAUAAUAUACCUAUGUCACCUCAUCCACACUCACCGUUUCAACCUACCUCGCCGUAUACGCACAUGAGUCCAUUUCCACCAUUCAUUCAUCCAUCCGCUUUGGCGGCAGUCGCGGCAGGCAUGUAUGGUCAUCCGGCUAUGUUCAAUCCAGCGGCUUAUCCAUACAUGCUCCCGAUGAUAAGUUCGGCACCUCCUACGCCAGUUGGCAAUACGAUGUCAACAAACUAUUUACAACAACAACAACUGGUACAGCAGCAAAGCUCACAAGAUCAACAAUCACAAUCUGCUGGUAGUGAUGCGCAGGCGCACACAUCGCCGCGAGUAACUAUUUCCGAAGCGAAUUCUCCCUCAUCGAUCGGUCAAGUCGAAGUGCAGGGUCAUGCUCAGUAA
Messenger RNA from Acaulospora morrowiae, 3780 nucleotides. The record is from the annotation of a GenBank genome assembly. Lineage: Eukaryota; Fungi; Glomeromycota; Glomeromycetes; Diversisporales; Acaulosporaceae.